AAAAACUUCUGUUGAGGUUCUUACACAAAAUCUUAAUUCUAUUGAUUUUCAUCAAAAAAAUCUUUGGAUAUCUCUUAGGAAAUGUACGAAUCUUCUAAAAAGUUUAAUUUUAUUUGAAGUGAAGAAUCUAAAUGUGCCAUAUGUAUAUUCGAGAAACGGUGAUACAUAUGUACAUUGUACACAGUAUGUUCCCACUCUGUCAUUGCUAACCAGAACUGGAGUUUAUCUUUUUCAUUUUUAUUAGUUUUGGACUCUGAUUUGACUUGAACUUAAUAUAUAGAUGAAAUGAGUUUAAAUUUUUAAAUCUGGUGAAAUCUAAUCAUUUUAUCAUCGAAGUUAUCCCCUUUGGACAAGGCUAAAUACAACAAAUUGCUAAUGUAUAGCAAUGAUUUCAUCAGUGACUGUGAUUUUGAUGAAGGAUGCUGCUGCUGUUGUGCUCCAACUUAUAAUUAUCUUGGGAGUAAUUAUGCCAUACUGCAAAGCUACAAAUGGACUACGAGUACCGACUUUCAUCCAAGAGCCACCACCACGUCUUCUAUUUAGCAACGAUACGGGAACUCAGGUUUCAUGCACGGCACAUGGCAAUCCACCACCUACAGUCACUUGGGUUUUAAAGGAUGGCUCAAUGGCGACACCUGUUCCUGGCCUUAGACAAACACCAGGAAAUGGCACUCUUUAUUUUCCUCCAUUUCUCGCGCAGUAUUUUCGAACGGAUGUGCAUGAUACAACAUACAGAUGCAAGGCUAGCAAUGAGGUUGGAACCAUAUUGAGUCGAAAUGUCCGUGUGCAAUCUGUUGUCAGACGAAAUUUUCAUAUACGAAUUGAAAACACCGAAGCCUAUUUGGGAAACUCUGCUCUGAUAAAGUGCACAAUACCCGACUAUGUGCGUCAAUAUGUUAAAGUGACCAGCUGGAAUCGAGGCGAUGAGGUUCUACUACCGGAUCAAUCUGAUGUGGCUAGCAGAUAUGUGGUACUUUCAACAUCUGGUGAUCUCUAUAUUCGGUCUGUUCGAUCUGAAGAUGGACUAGUAAAAUUUUCGUGCCUCACUACAAAUACCUUAAGCGGCGAGCGUCAACGAAGUGAUUCAAUAUCACCAGCUAUUAGAGAACUUAGUAAAAACCUAGCACCUUCUACAACUCAAAAGCCUGUUAUUGAAAUUCACAUCGAAAGAGGAAACGACGUUCACCUGCCCUGCAACAUACAAGGCAAUCCUUUUCCAAUAUUCACAUGGUACCGAGUGUCUGAUUCGUCAGCUUUGUAUCCUAUUCCAUCAUCCCAGAGGAUUAUACUUACAAGAACACUUCUGCUUAUUAAAAAUGCUGAUGAUCGAGACUCUGGGAAAUGGAUAUGUCAAGCAUCGAAUCAAUUUGGAGAACAAAGAAUUGAAAUUCGAUUGAUAGUAGAAUCAUAUGUAUCUGUUCAUAUUUUGCCGCAAGUACAAAUUGUUAAUUCGGGUGGAACGGCAAUAUUUAAUUGUUCGACAACAGGAUCAUUGGUAGAAAGCGUUGACUGGCUUCACAAUGGUAGACCAAUAAUGGAAGAAAAUAAUCUUAGCACUGGUCGCGAUAACGUCCGUCUGUUAUCCAAGACCUCCCUAAUGGUGCAGAAUGUAGGCCGAAAAGACAAAGGAGUCUACCAAUGUUUGGUUGGUAACAACAAAGCAAGCGCACAAGCUAUGGCUGAACUUAAGCUGGGCGAUACUGUUCCAGAACUGAUUUAUACAUUUAUUGAACAAAACGUACGCCCCGGUCCGUUAAUAUCACUCAAAUGUUCAGCUAGUGGUUCACCGCCACCUCAGUUUUCCUGGUUUCUUGACUCUCAGCCGCUAAUGGAUGUGUCACUUCAUCAUCGCGUUGCAAUUGGACAAUAUGUGGACAUGUCUGGAGAUGUGAUAAGUCAUUUAAAUAUAUCUCAUGUUCGACCCGAUGAUGGAGGACUCUAUAAGUGUGUCGCUUCCAAUACAAUGGGCAAUGUUGCCCAUGCAGCGCGACUAAAUGUUUAUGGUCCUCCAUAUGUUCGUGCAAUAGGACCAAUCAAAGCAGUAGCUGACGAAGAUAUAACAGUACAUUGUCCAUUCUCCGGAUAUCCCAUCGAACAAAUAAGAUGGGAAAAAGGACAUCAGGAAUUGACAUCAAGUAAGACUAAUGAUUGUUUAUUCCCCUUUUUCUAUGUUUUUUUUUCAAUUUCUUUUUUCUUUAAUUCAGAUUCUCACUAUUCACUCGCUUCGGUGCAAGAAGGAGGUUACUUAGUUAUAAAGGAAGUUGAUUCAGCCCGGGAUGCGGGACUUUAUACUUGUAUUGUUCGAAGUCGUACGGGUGAAGAAUCCCGCCGUGAUAUGCAACUAACAGUGAAUAGUCCCCCAGUAAUUGAACCGUUUAAAUUUCCGAAAAAUCUCCAGGAAGGCGGAAGGGCCCAAAUAACGUGCGCUGUCUCAUCAGGUGACAUGCCAAUCUAUUUUAGCUGGAAGAAAGAUGAUAUGUCUAUACCUAUGAGUUUACAGAUAACCGAAAAAAAGGAAGAAUUUUUUUCGUUAUUAGUCUUCAAGGAUAUUAGCUCAAAGCAUAGUGGGAAGUAUACGUGUUUUGCCAGCAAUGCUGCUGCAAAAAUCAACUAUACAGCAGAGUUACAAGUUCGAGUUGCUCCACGUUGGUCAUUUGAACCGAUGGAUACAGCUAUUAUGCUAGGAAAUACAAUAUCUAUAAAAUGUGACGCUGAAGGAUAUCCUAUUCCUUCAAUAUCAUGGUUUAAGGGCCAAGGAAAACUAUCGAAGGACUUUAAACCUCUGAACAUGCGAAACCAUUCACUGGUGCUCAAUUUAGCAACUGAUGCAGACGAAGGAUAUUAUAUGUGCCAAGCUGCAAAUGACAUCGGUGCUGGCCUCAAGAAAAUAAUUCGCAUUAACGUCAAUGAACCCGCACGAUUCGAGCAACCUGCACGAAAUGUAUCAUCCCGCCGCAACGAUCCAGUCACCCUACAGUGCCAUGCCAAGGGCGAUGAACCCAUAACCAUAUCAUGGACGCACAACAACGGUCGUAUCGAUUUGAACAACUACCGCUUCAGCAUAGCCGAAAUGAAAACAGACAAGGGUGUUGACUCCCAGCUGUCCAUAUCUCGUUCCGACCGACACGACUCCGGUCUAUACAAAUGCAUAGCAGAGAAUCCAUAUGGCCGUAGCGAACAAGUUAUAUUCCUUGCCGUACAAGAGCGACCCGACACCCCCUCCAGCUUAGAAGUUUUCGAGGUAGGCAGUCGCACCGUCAAGCUAUCCUGGCGUCGACCUUUCGACGGAAAUUCACCCGUCCUCAGCUAUCUCGUACAAUAUCAACCGUUGAAAUAUCUGCAAAGCCAUUCGGCUCUAGGCAUCGCUAAAAAUGAAUGGAAUGGCCCAAACAUAAUUAACGUCACUCUACCCUCAACGAGUGUCAGCAAGAGCUAUGACACUGACCUACGAGAAAAUGCUAUCGUUUCGGGACUUACUCCAGCCACGACAUUUCUUAUUCGCAUGCAAGCAAUAAACGAAAUCGAAAGGAGUCAGUUCACAGAGCCGAUUGUGCUGAAGACGCAGGAAGAAUCACCCACAGAGGCACCAUCGAAUGUUCAAGUCCAAACGGGUGGAGAAAGUGAACUUAUUGUUACAUGGCAGAUACCUCCACGAGAAUCCUGGAAUGGUGAACUUAUCGGGUACACAGUAAAUUGCACUGAGGAGAAGCAAAACAUCAACUACAUUAGCGUCGUAAAUAAUUCAUUAAAAUCUGUUGUCGUUAGUGGGUGGGCCACAACCAAAGCAACCCUUCGUAAUCUCCGAAAAUAUACAAGAUAUGCAGUGACAGUGCGCGCUCUUAACAGCUUUGGUUCCGGACCCUGGAGUGCAGCUGUACUGGGAACAACUCUAGAGGGAGUUCCGGAAGCACCACCACAAAAUGUCAACUGCACCGCACUGUCUUCGCAGAGUUUAAAGAUAUCCUGGUUGGAGCCAUUAUUGCAAUUUCAUGGAGGCAUAAUACAAGGAUAUAAGAUUUUAUAUCGACCAAUUGUGAACCAGAAUGACUUUGCAUCAAAAAUGGAAAUCAAAAGAACAUCCAAUUUGGAGACAUACUUGCAUACGUUGCAUAAAGCAACAAACUAUUCUAUACGAGUCCUAGCGUACACUUCAUCAGGUGAUGGCUUGGCAAGCAAUCCAAUCUACUGCCAGACAGAGGAUGAUGUUCCAGAUGCACCAGCUGCUAUAAAAGCAGGUGCGCUUACAGCCGAUUCUAUUUUGAUAUCAUGGCUGCCGCCAAAGAACCGUAAUGGAAUAAUUUCCCACUAUACAGUAUAUUCGAGGGAAGCUGGUCGUAAAGGACAAGCAAAAUCUCAUAUGGUGCGGGUAGACGAGUACGGAUAUCCGAUAACGUUCGAAUCCAGAGGACUAGUCGAGAACCAAAUGUACGAAUUUUGGGUAUCAGCUUCAACAUCUGUGGGAGAAGGUGAACCGACAUCUGUGGUCGCACAGGCCACAAAUACAAGAGCACCGGCCCGAAUAGCUUCGUUUGGACAAACAAUACGAAAGGCUGUCGGAACAGGUUUGAUUCUGGAAUGUUUGGCUGUGGGUAAUCCUACUCCUCGGGCACGAUGGUUGACAAGAGAUCGUCCGGUGACAUUUAGUCCUUUCUAUGAGGUUACCAAUGAAGGCAACUUGAAAAUACAUCGUAUUGAGAGUAGCUUGUCCGGAAAUUACUCUUGUACAGCGAAUAACCUUUUUGGCAAUGAUGAAAUUCAUUAUCAAGUUAUAGCAAUGAAACCACCCGCAUCCCCCCAAAUUAUUGUGCAAUACGCAUCGGCAGAUAGUAUACGAGUGAGCUGGGAUGCACCCGAUGAUGGGGGAGCACCCCUUCAGGGUUAUACAAUAUAUUACAGAAUGAUUGGUGGGACAUGGACGCCCGUGGAACUAACGCCCGAAAACACUGCUUACACAAUUACGGGGCUGAAGUGUGGCAAUCAAUACAUAAUCAAAAUGUCUGCUCAUAACAUUGUCGACGAUGGGGCGGCUUGUGAGGAGAUUAACGUCUGGACCAAGGGGAAAGCUUCCCAGGCUCCGAAUGGCAAUGAACUAAUCGCAACGAAUGCUACAUGCGUUAAUUUGAAAUUGGCAACAUGGAACAAUGGUGGUUGUCCAAUUAGUCACUUUGCAAUUGAACAUCGUCCAUUAGGCGACAUCCGAUGGACAGUUGUCACAUCCGACAUAUCCAACGCCGAAGAGAAUCGUGAAAAUUUAAUAUUUUGUGAUUUUCUGCCAGCCAAAUGGUAUCAAUUGCGUAUAUCGGCAACAAAUGACGCCGGCAAAACCACAGAACACUAUCACUUUGCCACAACCAACCUAGAUGGUGUUAAAAUUUCGCCACCGCCCGUCUUUCCAUCGGAAGCUGAUUUGACCAACAAUUUAAUAAAUGCAAAUCCUGCCAAUGAUUGGUUUUCAACAUUGAUUGUCAUCAUCAUCAUUAUCAUCGGCAUCAUUAUUGUUGGAUUGAUUGUUAAGCAUCGAAGAACAUUGUGCGCACCAAUUUCCGACGGAUAUGAAUCAAGAGCACUCCCGGGCGACUACAAGGAAGAUCAUGACAAUCGGCGAAAUCAGCAAGUCUAUAGUGCAUCUCCGGUUAAGACUGUGGAUAAAGGAAACGAAUCAGAAAUGUACGAGAUUUCGCCAUAUGCUACAUUCAGUGUCAACGGAGGCAGGACGGGCGCAUCAAAUCCGACAAAAACUCCAACGCGGGGAGUAACACCGUCUACGUUGGACUACACCAUGCAAUUCAAAACAUUCGGUCAUCCAGAGGGAGAUAAUUUAAAUGCGACUGCCUAUCCAAUAUUACCAAGCUCAGGCUUUGGACACGUAAAAUCCAAAUCCAGUUGGCAUAAGCAACGAUAUUACAAUACUGAUGAUGAUUCAACACUAAGUAAAUCCAUGACAAUGGUGGCGGGAGCUUCGCAAGGCCAUGUUAAGAAAAGCAGUCGCGAUGGAAAUCGCGCCAAGGGACAGAGCCGAGUGAACAGCGACCCAAGCCAUUGUGGCUCUGAGUCAGACACAAGCGUUAGUCCCAGUACUGAAUUUUCCAAUAUGCCUACAUACAGAGUUCCUGUGAAAUCGUCAAGGGGAGGAGAUAUUUUUCGACCUGAUUCCAGUACAGAGUCAAACAAUGAUCAAUCAUCACCAGUCGAUCGACGAUUAGCUACACCCCUUCACAUUGGUGGAGUUGAGAAAAGAUCAAAUCGAUCCCAUGGAUCCCGAAACCACCAACUUAUUGAUCACACAAAGGAAAGUCAUUCCAUGGAUUUGAUCUGUCCUGGAAGUAACAACAGUUUAGACAGUGAGGUUAAUUCGGGGACAGUUUCUGCAACUGCGGCAGCGUCCUCCAAAGCUAGCGAUUCGGGAUUUCGCCCACCUUCAGGAUUCACAGACUCCAGGGAGCUAAAUGAGGCGGAAUGUGAUAGAGAGCAGCUAGCAUUAGACUUAGAAGUACAGAGAGUAAUGGAGAAUAAAGAUGGGCAGUUACAGAAAAUGGAUAAAGAGGAAUUAACCUCACUGUUGGCAAGGUACCAUGAAAAAAAGGAACAAGAACGCCAAGAAUACACGAUUCAUGUUUAAAAUUUUAAAAUAAAAUUGCCUCUACUCUACUGUAUUGCAAUAUAUACAUAGUUUUAUCCUAAAUUUAGAAACAUUUUUUUGUACAAUUUUAUUAAGAACUUAAAAGACUAAAAUAAAAUAUAAAAUAUCCUA
Episyrphus balteatus (marmalade hoverfly) is the source of this 6751-nucleotide messenger RNA. It is a transcript of the gene Dscam3, whose product is annotated as cell adhesion molecule Dscam2. The transcript has 33 exons. Gene Ontology annotation, cellular component: axon; plasma membrane. Gene Ontology annotation, molecular function: protein binding. The coding region runs from base 386 to 6619 and encodes 2077 amino acids. The record is from RefSeq and is a predicted model, not a curated record. Gene Ontology annotation, biological process: axon guidance; cell-cell adhesion. NCBI's taxonomy places the organism in Eukaryota, Metazoa, Arthropoda, Insecta, Diptera, Syrphidae.